AUGUCACGCAACGCUUUUGAGGAAUUACGGGUUCAGCUGCGAACACUGCGAUAUCUGGGGGUUCUGCGCUUCAGCAUCGAUUUUGAGAAGUGUUUAGUGCGGGAAAAUGCUUUCGACGAGCGCAUUGCCUGGUUGUAUUUAAUCGGGAUUUUCGGAAUCACCUGUAGUUUUCUCAGCUACAGCUGGUACUACCCCAAUCACUUUGUCAUGGGCAGACACAACAGCACGGGCAACUGCUAUGCCCUGAUCAACAUCAGGUGCUGUUCCAUAUUCACACUGCUGGUCUACAUUCAGCUCUAUGUACGACGCUGUAGGUUCGCAAAUCUUUUGCAGUCGAUGUUGCGGUUUAACCAAAUCACGGGAUGUCGCAGUGGAGCCUUGAAGUUUGCUUCUCCCUACUUUCUGCAUUUGUCUCUUUUUGCGAUUUGCAUGCUGAACUACACCUACGGAUAUUUUGCGGCAGGCGUUCGCGUCACCACAAUUCCCAUUUACCUCCUGCAGUACGGAUUUUCAUACCUCAUUCUUGGCCAAGUGGUUGUACUAUUCGCCUGUUUUCAACAAAUUCUUCUCUCGAUUUUAAGGCACUACAAUCAAGUACUUCUCGAAAAUGUAAAGUUAGGCAAGGAAUGCGCCGGAUUAUAUGAAAAUUUACGCAAAUACAACCAGGUGAUGUGGCUUAGCCAUGUGGAAGUCAAUUAUUGUUUCGGCUUGCUACUACUGCCAAUAACCGGGUUUAUUCUGCUGAUAACCCCAUCGGGACCAUUCUACCUGGUAUCCACCAUUUUCGAAGGCCGUUUUCGACAAAAUUGGAAGUUUGCCUUUAUGUCGCUUACUGCCGUAAUUUGGAGCCUGCCCUGGGUGGUUUUGCUCGUCUUUGCCAUGGGGAUCUGCGAUGUGCAGAAGGAGGUGAGUAGCUUUUUCCACUCUCUUUAA
Drosophila rhopaloa is the source of this 933-nucleotide messenger RNA. Its product is annotated as gustatory and pheromone receptor 39a-like. NCBI's taxonomy places the organism in Eukaryota, Metazoa, Arthropoda, Insecta, Diptera, Drosophilidae. The coding region runs from base 1 to 933 and encodes 310 amino acids. Gene Ontology annotation, cellular component: membrane. The record is from RefSeq and is a predicted model, not a curated record. The transcript has a single exon. Gene Ontology annotation, biological process: sensory perception of taste.